AGGAAUAGUUCUUGCAAAAUCUCUUAUAUUUAUUCACUUCAUGUUGUUCCAAACUGGCACAAUGUUAUUUUUAAUUUCACAGAGGGAGGAUUGUUAGAUAGACUAAUCUUUAAAGAGUUAGGCCUAUUUUUCUACACGUAUAUUCUUCUAUCUCUGUCUUUGUCUUUUAUUCUUUUUCUGCAGUCAGCGUUGGUGCUGUGCAUGGAUGUGGGUUUCUCCAUGAGCAACUCUGAGCCUGGCCAGGAACCGCCCUUCGAACAGGCCAAAAAAGUCAUUCAGAAGUUUAUCCAGAGGCAGGUGUUUCCUGAGAAUAAGGAUGAGGUGGGUGUGGUGCUGUUUGGUACUGAUGACACUAAGAACCGUCUGGCCAAAGACGGCCAGUAUGAGAACAUCACGGUUCUCCGUCACCUCAUGAUGCCUGAUUUUGAGCUGCUUGAGGACAUUGAGAGCAAACUGCAACCUGGUGGUCAGCAAGCGGACUGUAUCCUUCCAUUUCUGUGUUGCUGUCACACUCUUUAUUGUCGUUUUAGGGAGAAGAAGUUUGAGCGUCUGAACAUCGUCCUGCUGACGGAUCUGAACGUCCAGACCUCAGAAGACCAGCUGGACAUUAUCACUGAGAAUCUGAAGAAAGCUGGUAUCACCCUGCAGUUCUUUCUGCCGUUCCCUGUGGAUGGUGAGGACAGAGCGGAUGGACCGGGAGCGUCUGCCCGUCCUGGAAAAGGCUUGAGCAGACAGCAGACACGAGGUCUGGAGAUGGUCAAACACAUCAUGACCAGUCUAGAGGAGGAGGACGGCCUGGAGGAGGUCUACACGUUUAGUGAUGCUCUGGAGAAGCUGUCCAUCUUUAAGUGCAUCGAUAGGAGGCCGAUGGCUUGGCCCUGUCAGCUGACCAUCGGUGGCUCUCUGACCAUACGCAUCGUCAGAUACAAAGCUAUUCAUCUUCAUCAGUUUAUGGGAAGCCAAGUUGUCAAAGUUUUUGCUCCCAGAGAUGAUGAGUGCUUGCAUCACCGCGGUGUGAAUCCUGACGAUCCCCUGCCGCCCAUUGAGCCGUGGCUGAAGAGGGUUAUAGAGCGGCCCCAGGACGUCUCGGCCCGCUGCCAGGCCCCUCUGCAGGACAUCAAGACCAAGUUCCCACUGAAAGUGGUGGUGAAAAAGAAGGAGCAGAGGACAAGCGCAGACAUGUUCGGCAGCAGGUUGGCAGCGUCUAUCAGUCCGAGAUCUCUGCACGCUGGUUUGACAGAAGACCGUUUCUUUCGAUCAGGCGUGCCAGCAGCUGACCCACAGGAUUGCGCAGUUGCUCGGCAACAGGAGCCCCGAGUACUACAUGAAGAGCGUCGCCUGUAUCCAGGCCUUCAGGGAUCAGUCCGUAUCGGUGAGCUCUCAAUUAAACCUCCGCAUCCAAUCAGGGAUCGCUUAAGGAUCAGUGGUUUUUGUGGGUCGGAGGAUGUUGGGAUUCAUUUCAGACGAUCUGAACCUUACCUAGACAGGAUUUCAGUGCACGUCUGAUUUCAGACACAUUCUGAGGAUCAAAUCACAUUCGCAAAGAAGGCAAACACUUAAUCAUUUAGUCGGUGAACGAAUUAAAAUGGCUUUGCUUUAAUUUAAAGCAGACCGUCUUACCCAGUAUUUGUGUGUGUGAUGUAUUCUUUAAUGCUUAUUAGUGUGUUCAUUAGCAUAGCAGCAUGUCAGCAUCGGCCUCUUUAGAAAUCAACCGCGUGUGGUUUUCUGUGCACUUUGUGUAAACUAUAUACAGAGCAUCUAAAUUACUGACAUAUGAGGUUCUGUGAUGAUGCUUCCUCAGAAGGUAGCUGCCUAUGUAGGCAACUCACUAGGUUUUGGACAGAGUCCACUAUGAAUCAAAUGUUGAAGAUAUUUCUGACGGUGUUAUUUUAGUAUUUUGAAUUUGAUUUUUAUCUUUUUAGUUUUA
This is a messenger RNA of Cyprinus carpio (common carp), 1927 nucleotides long. RefSeq names its product X-ray repair cross-complementing protein 5-like. The transcript is spliced from 9 exons. The record is from RefSeq and is a predicted model, not a curated record. Lineage: Eukaryota; Metazoa; Chordata; Actinopteri; Cypriniformes; Cyprinidae. Gene Ontology annotation, biological process: telomere maintenance; double-strand break repair via nonhomologous end joining; cellular response to gamma radiation. Gene Ontology annotation, molecular function: DNA helicase activity; telomeric repeat DNA binding; double-stranded DNA binding. The annotation marks the transcript as partial. Gene Ontology annotation, cellular component: Ku70:Ku80 complex.